Molecule: messenger RNA, 1924 nt
Organism: Setaria italica (foxtail millet)
Lineage: Eukaryota; Viridiplantae; Streptophyta; Magnoliopsida; Poales; Poaceae
Product: protein FAF-like, chloroplastic
Exons: 2
Coding region: 245-1519 (424 amino acids)
Source: RefSeq, a predicted model, not a curated record
AGCCGAGCAGCCACACCAUACAUGCUUGCAACAAAGCUUGUUCUGUGUGAGAAGAGAGCAGCACAGACAUCAAGCUCAAAGAGUCAGGGCUACUAGCCAAGAUCACAACUGACCAACCACUUCCAAGACCCCAAGUGCCUCCAAAUUCCAAGCUCCCUUGCGGCGCUGCGGCGUGCAUGCUCUGCCCGCAUAUCUGAGGGAGCAAGCGCGACUGCCACUUCACAUCUUUCUCCAGGCGGCGAAGAUGUCGGUGGCGGUGUGCCGUGGCCCGGUCAUGACGACGUUCGAGGCGCCCAGCUGGUUGCGCCCCGUCGAGACGUACAAGAAGCCGGAGGUCGUCGUCGACGACCGGCCCGCGCAGCUGGACGUAUGGAACGCCAUCCAGGCCGCCGACGUGGACAAGGCGGCCAAGAAGGCGUCCAAGCCGUACGUGCACCCGCUCGUGCGCCGGUCGUCGAGCCUGAUGAGCCAGAAGAGCCUCGAGGUCUGCACUGAGAGCCUCGGCAACGAGACCGGCUCCGGCGACUUCACGUCAUCCCUGGACAUGGCCUGCCUGUUCGACUCGGCGCUGCCGGCGGCGGCCGCCACGGCGGAUGAGCCCUUCUGGCAGCACGACGCUGCUCGCGAUUGCGAGAAGGAGCAGUGGGAAGCCAAGGACCUCGCGGCGGUGAACUACCACCGCUCGGCCGGGACGCGGUCGCCGCGCCGCGCGUUCCCGCCGCCGCUGCCGUCCAUGUCGCGCCGCGACGGGCCGUGCCUGCAGAUGCGCCCGCGCCGCCAGGACGGGCGCCUCGUGGUCGAGGCCGUGGCGGUGAGGCCGCGCGGGUACCUCCACGCUCGGCGCCAGGGCGGCCGCCUCCGCCUCUCCUUCGUCGAGUGCUGCACCCGCGAUGACCAGAGCGCGGUGAGCAAGAUCGCCGAGGCCGCAGCAGAGGCGCCGUUCUUCCCGAUCGUAGAGCCCAGGAACGUGCAAGAGGAAGAGGCGGCCGUGGAAAUGGAGGAGGAGGACGAGGUGGGUGAGGAGGAGGAGGUGGAGGUGGUGGACAGGGGUACCGUCGUGGAGGUCAAGGUCAGCACGCAGCCGCAGACGCCAGCCGCCGGCAAGGUGCACCGCUCGACGCUCGUGAUCAACAAGUUCGUCGGCAGCACGCCGCUGUCCGUGGACCAGCCCCGGUGCCACGCCGACACCACGGAACCCGAUGCGGAAUCCAGCGACGACGAAUUGGCGGCGUACUCACCACGCUCGACCCUGCGCCGGGUGCCGUCGUCCACGACGUCGCUGGCGGCCGCGGUCGCCGUGGCCUCGACGGGGAGCGACGUCCAUCCGGCCCCGGAGGACGACGACGAGUGCGGCGGCAUGCACCUGUCCGCCGCCGCCGCCGCCGAGCCCAAGCAGCUCCUGCUGUUCACGUCGCGGCGGGGAGACAAGCAGGACCUUCUCCAGAGCGUGCGGCGGUGCCGGCAGCUGCGGCAGAAGCCGCUCUUCAUCCUGGAGCCCUACUGCAUUGCCACCUCCUGAACAGAGCCGCCGAUCACAGCCACACUCCAGACAGCUGAUGCGAAUGCGACAGUCCCGUCGCGUCGUCGCCAUUUGCUAGCCUCUUAAAUUAAUCACUAGCAAAUCAAGCACGGUGCUGAUUAGCCCCCAUUAUUAUAAUAACCUCGUCAAUCCGUCGUCGUCGUCACAGUGGCUGCUGCAUGCCGGGCAUUAUUUUUUUUUUUUGCGACACAUCCUUUCCAUGUGUUGCUUGGUGUUCUUUUUUGGACUGCGCGUGCAUCGACCAGUCGCCCCUUUGGUCCCUUGCAGUGGCCUCUCGUGCGUGCUGUAAUUGUUGUUGCUCUAGUAGCUUUGUCUCCCCUGUAUUAUUUGCAGUGUGAUUUGAGUAAGUAAUUUAUCAAUGGAUUAACAGAUUUGCCGUAACCA